AUGAAACUAUUCUUAUUCUGCACUCUUCUAUUUAAUGUUAUUCCAAGUGUUACCAGUGUAAACUUUCUUGAGAAUUUGUGCUUAAAGUGCAAUACUACUGUAGAAAUGGUUCUUCCAGCAAAUAUCGACACAUUUUAUACUUUAUCCGAUUUGGCUAUCAAGAAUCUCUGCUCCAAAUUCAGUGAUAACUACGAAGACACCUGCUACUCUGUAAUUAAUGUUCCACUUCGCAUUCAAUAUAAUAUUUUAUGGACUCUCAUCAGUCCAUUCAGAGAGCUUAUCUGUAUGCCACUUUGUAUUUUCAAUUGA
Caenorhabditis remanei is the source of this 309-nucleotide messenger RNA. RefSeq lists its product as uncharacterized. The transcript has 2 exons. The coding region runs from base 1 to 309 and encodes 102 amino acids. Lineage: Eukaryota; Metazoa; Nematoda; Chromadorea; Rhabditida; Rhabditidae. The record is from RefSeq and is a predicted model, not a curated record.